CAUGAUGUUUUUUCUAUGAUAUCUGUUCAUAACCAAACUAAUAAACAAACAAUAACCUAAUUUAAUGAAAAAAAGAAUUAGCAUAAACAAAAAUAUUCACAAAUCUCUUCAAUUUGAACAGAGAAAUGAGGGUCCUUUUUAGAUUUAAUUCUAUUAUUCAUAAUGUCAAAUCAAAACCAAGUACUGUGUUAAGGAACUUUUCAAUAAAACCACCUAAAAAUCCUAAAAGGAGUUUAAAUGAAGGUAUCGGCCCAGUAUCUUGGAAGAAUCUUGGAAUUACUGCCGCAUUAGGUGGUGGAUUAUAUGCAUUUAUGUUGUAUUUGAAGAAUGAGAAAGAUACUAUUCUUGCCAAAGAAAGACAGAGAAUGUUGGGCAAAGUAUCAAUAGGUGGAAAAUUUGAAUUGGUUGAUGUUAACGGUAAAUUGAGGAGCAGUGAUGAUUUUCUUGGACAAUGGUUAUUGAUUUAUUUUGGUUUUACUCAUUGCCCAGACAUAUGUCCAGAUGAAUUGGAGAAGAUGUCUGCCGUAAUAGAGGAAAUGGAUAAAUCACCAGAAUUCCCCCGAAUUCAACCAUUAUUCAUCACAGUAGAUCCUUAUAGAGAUACAGCUGAUGUUAUAAAAAAGUACUGUGAAGAAUUCAGUCCUAGAUUAUUGGGUCUUACAGGAACAGAAGAACAAAUAUCCAAAGCAUGUAAAGCUUACAGGGUGUAUUUUAGCGCAGGACCUAAAGAUACCGACAGUGAUUAUAUCGUGGAUCAUACAAUCAUUAUGUAUUUAGUUAACCCAGAUGGUCAAUUUGUAGACUAUUUCGGACAAAACAGAACUGCUGAGGAAAUUUCCAUUUCAGUUAAGUAUAGUAUGACAAAAUUCAAACAACUCAAGAAGACUGGAUGGAUUUAAUUACAUUGAAAUGAUUUAAAAGUUCCAUUCAUUGUUUUUUGAAAUAUCCUAUGUUUAUUGUUGAAAGUAUAGUCUUGAAAUAAAUAAUUAUUAUACAUA
Messenger RNA from Harmonia axyridis, 998 nucleotides. RefSeq names its product protein SCO1 homolog, mitochondrial (gene Scox). Gene Ontology annotation, molecular function: copper chaperone activity; copper ion binding. Gene Ontology annotation, biological process: intracellular copper ion homeostasis; mitochondrial respiratory chain complex IV assembly. The transcript is spliced from 5 exons. The record is from RefSeq and is a predicted model, not a curated record. Gene Ontology annotation, cellular component: mitochondrial inner membrane. Bases 126 to 899 code for a protein of 257 amino acids. Lineage: Eukaryota; Metazoa; Arthropoda; Insecta; Coleoptera; Coccinellidae.